AUAAUAUAGGAAGAAAGAGGGAAAAACAAAAAGACUGCUUUUUUUAAUUUUCAAACUUCAAACCUUCAAAUCCCAUGUGCAUAAAUCUAUUCCACCUAUAUAAAACCUCUCCAAUUCACCAAACUCCAAUCAAUUUCUCUUCUUUUUUUCCAUUCAUCUCUCUAAAUUUUACUUUCAAAUCCAAAUUUCAAUCUGGGUUUUGGAGACUCGGGGGAACUAUGUACCAGACCACUAAAACAGAGUCCGAUUUUGGUUUCCUUGACCCAAUUCGCCGCCACUUAUUAGGUGAAUCGGAGAUUUCCGCCGCCACCGCCGCCGUCGCUCCCCUCGGCAGACCCACUCCCGUUUUCAGUCGGAGUGGUAGUUUUAGUAGCUUAAUUCCAUGUCUUGAAGACAAUUGGGGUGAUUUGCCUCUCAAGGUCGACGACUCCGAAGAUAUGAUGCUCGCCGCCGUUCUUCGGGACGCUGUCGGUGCCGGAUGGGUUCCAUCGCUAGGAAGUUGCGAUUUUGGGUUUCCGGAGGUGAAAACAGAGCCGGAGGUGAUUCCGGUGAGUUUCCCCGCGGUGUUACCGAAUGUGACGGUGAAGCCGACGGUGGUACCGGAGAAAGGGAAGCAUUAUAGAGGAGUGCGGCAACGGCCAUGGGGGAAAUUCGCGGCGGAGAUUCGAGACCCGGCGAAAAAUGGGGCUAGAGUUUGGCUUGGAACGUACGAGACGGCGGAGGAUGCAGCGUUGGCUUAUGAUCGAGCGGCUUACCGAAUGCGAGGAUCAAGGGCUUUGCUUAAUUUCCCCCUCCGUGUCAACUCCGGCGAGCCCGAACCAGUUCGGGUGACAUCGAAGCGAUCGUCGCCGGAGGUAUCUUCGUCGCCGAAGCGAAGAAAGAAAGUUGGGUCCGCCGUGGACAGUGUAGGAGUACAAGUGGAGCAACAAGUGGCAAGCUUUACACAUGGAGGACAGCUGUUUGUUAGCCAAUGCUAACAUUUUAGCCCAUAAAUAUCAUAAUCUCUUCUAUUUUUAUUUUCUAAUGAAAAAUGGUUUUAGAAAGA
This is a messenger RNA of Cucumis melo (muskmelon), 1045 nucleotides long. Its product is annotated as ethylene-responsive transcription factor 2-like. The record is from RefSeq and is a predicted model, not a curated record. Gene Ontology annotation, biological process: ethylene-activated signaling pathway; regulation of DNA-templated transcription. Gene Ontology annotation, molecular function: DNA-binding transcription factor activity; DNA binding. The coding region runs from base 75 to 977 and encodes 300 amino acids. The transcript has a single exon. NCBI's taxonomy places the organism in Eukaryota, Viridiplantae, Streptophyta, Magnoliopsida, Cucurbitales, Cucurbitaceae.